AUGUUCCUGCGAUAUCAAACUGGAAGGGGAGAGGAAGGGAGAAAUAUACAACAAAACCAACACGAUGGAGAAAUAUUGAGGGGGACGGGUCUGAAUCUAUCCCAUACACGACUAGAACCCCGACAAGAAGUAGCCUCGACGAGCAUAAGUUCCUCGGGCGGUGGCACCAGUUUUCUAGUUCCAGAUUCUGUUAUAAUGGAGUCGUCAACUACAUAUACGAACCCGGGGUUCAUUAUUGUACCCCAGUUAACCACCCUCACUGAAUCCGGGUCUGUCAUCGUCAAGAGCCAGAUUACAGUUGCGAAUAUCCCUGCGGAACAAAGCAUUAGACCUUCCCCUGAUGAUAAUGGCAUAAACCUUACAGCCCUUCUGACGGAUACUGCACCAACUCCUUCACCGCGACCCACAAUGUCAUCAAUGACAACUACAUACAGAACAACAUCGUCCGUGGCGACAAGAUCACCAACUAGUACAUCUAGUCCAGGGAAAAGUGAAUCGGACGAAGGGGUCAGCCCGAUUCUUAUUUUCGUCGUAGUGCUGGUCAUUGCUAUUGGAGUUAUCCUCUCCACAGUUAGUAUUAUUUUAUAUCGACGAUCUAAGAAGCGUCAUCAAAAGAUACUAGAAGAACGCAAGUUGGAGAAGGCUGCUACUACACUUCGUCCAUUCGUUAUGACUCCGUCCGGAGGAAGACAUGAAUCAUUGCCUGCCCUACCUCCACAGUCUCCACCCUCUCCACCAUCUCAACCAUCACUACCAUCACUACCAUCUCAACCGUCUCCUCCAGUAGUGGAAAGAAAGGAAUCUGGCAGGAUGCGGAAACCCAGUUCGCUACUUCCAUCACCGCUUCAUGAAUUCCCCCAUGCAGACUUCCCUGUUCCACCAAUGAUACCAAGAAAAAACCCGUCAAGACCACGAAUACCUAUUGUACCAAUACCAGUUGAGUACGACACAACAAUACCAGUAACACCACCUUUAAACUUUAAGCCUCGAGGUCUUCCUGAGACACCGUCAGCAUCGAGUAGCCAAGGCUCUCAAUUACGAAUAGACCCCAUAACACGGGUCCCCAAAUUAUCGAUAGAGACAUCACGACAACGACUACCAUCAUCAUCCUCACUUUCUAUACCCUCGCCAGGCUCUCGGAACAAGAGCCUCGUAAGCCUGGAGUCGGCGAUUGACCCCGACCUUAGUUUUACUGUGCAUGGCACUUCGAGAUUAUCUACACAAGUCGGCGAAGGAUCGCACGAGAAUCACUAUAACAGUUUUACAUACUGGGGCGAUUAUGAUUUCUCAAGAAGACCAUUCAGCCGGAGGAGAAGUACACAUGCCUCACCAACGGUGACAAGCCCACGUCUUAGCCCCUUAGGGGAGAAUUCUGUCUGGGAAGACGCGUUGAUGGAUGUUGAUUAUGACUCCAGAACCCCGACAGAAACUGGAGGGAGUCCUAGACGUUAA
Molecule: messenger RNA, 1452 nt
Organism: Orbilia oligospora ATCC 24927
Lineage: Eukaryota; Fungi; Ascomycota; Orbiliomycetes; Orbiliales; Orbiliaceae
Exons: 1
Coding region: 1-1452 (483 amino acids)
Source: RefSeq, a predicted model, not a curated record